GUGAUUGUCUACGGAGUACCCUCGCUUCAUCUUAUCAUGGCGGAUACCCCAAUGCAGAAUGAACACUCUCGCAGCUCUAUCGAACUGUCUGUUCGCGGAAAGUCAGGAAGUGUAGUUCAAUCUGGUGUUAAUGAGGCCGAUGUCGACUCUGAACACAGCAACGAUGGCUGGUUCGACAACGUAGCUCAAUGGAUCUUUCAUAACGACCAUCUCGAUCGAGUACUUGAAAAGCAUCACAUAACAAGCAUCGCAAUCUCGGGAACCAUCGGCAUCGGACUAUUCAUCACGUCUGGCGAGCUUAUUGCCGUGUCGGGCUCUGCUGGUUGUGUUUUAGGCUACGCUAUUGCAAGCCUAAUCGUCGUCGGUGUCUAUCGCUGUCUAGCAGAGCUCGUCAGUGUGAGGCCGCUAUCAGGAGCCCUCAUUGACUAUCCUCAUACCUUUGUUGAUCCUGCCUUGGGUUUUGCAGUAGCUGUCACCUACUGCCUCGCUCAAUGUCUGAGUAUGGCUGCCCUCACCUCGGGAGCAGCACGGGUCGCCGACAAUUUUGGUCCCUCUGGAAGCCCACCCCUUGACAAAGGCAAGAAGACUGGUAUCGUGAUUGGACUCGUCACUCUUACCCUCUUCUCAAACAUCUGCGGAGUCAAGACCUACGGCCGGAUUGAGCGAAUUGUCAAGUGGUUUAAGAUACUACUCAUCCUACUGUUGUGCAUCUUAAUGAUAGUCAUUAACCUUGGAGUCGGAGGAGCGAGAAUGAAGCCUACGGUCGGCAACUAUAGCUCCGAAUAUGCGUUCACGCCCUAUUUCAAUCCGGCAGGCUUCAACGACACAACCGCUCAUACUCCCCCAACUGGUAAUACUGAGGGCAUUCCUGGAGGGGGCGGACGCUUUCUGGCAGUCUGGACAUCCGUGACUGUCGGCAUGUUUGCGUGCAUGGGUGGUGACAUCGUCGUGGUGACUGCAGGAGAGGCCCGCAGACCUCGAAAAGAUUUGCCUACUGCGACGCGAUUCAUGUACUGGGUCCCAUUGGGACUUUACUUCAUCACGUCCCUUCUCGUAGGAUUCAACAUCAACUAUACCGAUCGUGAUCUCUUCCGGAUGUAUUCCCUCGAGAACACGAACACUUCCCAUUCGCCGUUCAUCAUUGUUGUCAAGUCGACAGCGAUCAAAGCCCUACCGGACGUUUUAAAUGCUUGCUUUUUGGUAUCUGGCUACACUGCUGCCAAUACCGCACUUUAUGUAUCGAGUCGUACCCUCUUUGCAACGGCGCAACUCUACGGCAAUACGUUCAUUAAAUCCACGCUCGGCAGGACUAACAACGGUCAUACACCCAUUGCAGCCAUCGUCUUCUGCUCGUCCUUCGGCUUCCUAGCAUUACUGGGACUGGCAGACACUUCCUACAACCAGCCCAUCCUAACUUUAUCUGCAUUCUUCACCGGAGCCGUCGCCUGCGUCUACGCCAGCCAAUGCAUCGCCUUCCUCCGUUUCAAAGCAGGGCUUGACCUCCUCCACGAACGCCAAGUCUACUCCCGAGACCGCCCACCCUACACGACAAAGCACUAUCGCGCCCACUGGCAGCCCUGGUGGGCAUACGUCGGCCUUAUAGGCUCCUGCCUGAUCGUCUUCUUCUCCGGGUGGCCUGCAAUCUACAUCCUGAAUUCUCGCCACCACCUGACCGCGGACAAGCAACUGAAAACCAAUGUCCAGCUUGCAGCAGAUUUGAUUGGAGCUUAUGCGGGCCCUCUUGUAUUCUUGACCCUGUAUCUCGGAUGGAAGUUCUGGCAUGGAACGACGGUCCGACCCAUUACUGCCCUUGGCGUGCCAGUGUACGUCUUGCAAGAGACCUUCCCGGGUGAUGAGGAACCCGAUGCGAGCGGCCGUCUCCCAGACGCGGAGAACCUGCGGAGAAGAGGCGCCGCGAGAGGAGUGCCGGGUCAGCCUGGUCCUUAUGCACAGCGUGAGCCUACUGUCCAGCGGAUGAAGUGGUGGCUGCGGGAGGCCUGGGGCUUGAUGAAGUAGGAUUCCGCGCGGGCGAUGAUUGAUGAAGCUUUUUGUACAUAUGAUUAUGUUGACUUGCGACGUAUAAAAACUCGUUUCUUGAUUCAGUCUCGU
This is a messenger RNA of Mytilinidion resinicola, 2109 nucleotides long. RefSeq lists its product as uncharacterized. Gene Ontology annotation, molecular function: amino acid transmembrane transporter activity. The record is from RefSeq and is a predicted model, not a curated record. The coding region runs from base 37 to 2016 and encodes 659 amino acids. Gene Ontology annotation, cellular component: membrane. The transcript has 6 exons. Gene Ontology annotation, biological process: amino acid transmembrane transport. Lineage: Eukaryota; Fungi; Ascomycota; Dothideomycetes; Mytilinidiales; Mytilinidiaceae.